Messenger RNA from Entamoeba invadens IP1, 801 nucleotides. RefSeq lists its product as hypothetical. The record is from RefSeq and is a predicted model, not a curated record. NCBI's taxonomy places the organism in Eukaryota, Evosea, Mastigamoebida, Endamoebidae. Gene Ontology annotation, biological process: SRP-dependent cotranslational protein targeting to membrane. Bases 1 to 801 code for a protein of 266 amino acids. Gene Ontology annotation, cellular component: signal recognition particle, endoplasmic reticulum targeting. The transcript is spliced from 3 exons. Gene Ontology annotation, molecular function: 7S RNA binding; protein binding; ribosome binding.
AUGGAUAAAUUGACACAACUGAUUGCGCAAAACAACGAAGAAGAUUUGAAGGAGAUUCAUGCCAUUUCUACUGAAAUGUAUAAACAAAACCCUAAUGAUGGGAAUGUAUUUAAAGUGUUAAUUGUCUCCUCGCUGCGCUUAAAAAAAGACGUCACUAAGUACCACGACGAAAUGAUCAAAAGCCAAAUGACAUUUGAGGCUGCUCUGAAUCUGUUUAACAACAACCAGAACAAAGACGCUCUCAAAUUGUUAACAGGAACAUCAGAGAGAGAAACACUUCUUAAGGCACAAAUUAACCAGAAACUCGGCAAUUACAAAGAAGCGGCUAAUAUGUAUGCGGAAAUACUCAAAACAACGAAACUCGCGAAGACGGGCAUCCUCACUAAUUUGGCUGCUUGUAUCGCAAGUGAUAAAACAAUCGACUACACUUUACUCGGAUCAAAAACUUCCGAUUUCAAUUCACAGACGUUUGGAAAUGCUGCUAUGGUCAUGCUUCAAAAUAAUGAGUUCACAAAAGCAGAAAGUUACUUGAACAAAGCACUCGGAGCAUCUGCACUGACAGACACAAAAACAGAAGAAACAGAGGAUAAAGCCGAAAAGGACGAGGCAAAGGAGAAAGCUUUGAAGAAGAGAAAGGAAAAGAGACAACGAAGAAGACAAAACCAAAUGAUUAAGAAGUACGGGAAGAAGGACGUCAAAACUCUGAACCCAGAAAGGUGGGUUCCAAUGUACCAAAGAAAAAGAGCUAACAAAAAAAAUACACCACAAGUCCCCCUUCAGAAGCAAACAACAAAGAAAUAA